Molecule: messenger RNA, 1165 nt
Organism: Drosophila serrata
Lineage: Eukaryota; Metazoa; Arthropoda; Insecta; Diptera; Drosophilidae
Product: reticulon-1-A-like
Cellular component (GO): axon; endoplasmic reticulum membrane
Source: RefSeq, a predicted model, not a curated record
AUCUUUGUCAUUGCUUACGAGUCGAGCAAGGAGUUCACAUCAGACGAGUACAAAACAAAAAAAUAAAAUAAAAACAAAACAAAAUUUUGUUACCUAAAUUGCUUUUGGAAAAAGUUGUAUAUUUUCAAAGUUUCAAAAAAAAAAGUUUUGAGUUAUAUUUUCGUUUCAAAAAAUGGUUCCGGUUAGCGUAAACACGGUCACCAAAGAGGAUACCUUGAACAAGGAAUCCUUUGAGGAAAACUUAACAGAGAACAUACUCAACAUGAACAUCUUGAAUGAUAGCGUUGAAGUUAAGAACACUCCAGAUACACUAUCCCUUGCUUCAGCAGACGCUUGUUGCUGUCAAGACUUCGACACUCAAUUGGAGGUGUAUUCCUUAACAAAGGUGAUCCGUUUCCCAUUCUCAUUCGAUUGGGAUAUCAUUUUUCAGCCAAAGAACUUGCAUCCUCGCUUGGAGGAGCUCAUCUAUUGGCGUGACAUCUCGAAAUCUGGAUUGAUUUUCGCCGCUGGAUUUUCCAUUCUUGUGGCCAUUAAAUGCUUCUCGAUCUUCUUUGUGAUGCCUUUAUUGCUGCUCCACAUUAUGCUUGGCUCUGUGGCCGGUCGCAUCUACAAUGCCAUAAUGCUAUCUGCCUCGGGCAAGGAUCAAGGAUCUGAAUAUGACUGGAUUGAAUACGAGAAUAUGGUCAUUCCACUGCAACGGGAGAAGGUGCUAAUAGUGACUGGAUUAAUUGUGGAACUGAUCAAUGAUCUGAUUGACCAUCUGAAAGAUCUCUUUUUGUUUAAGAAUACCGUCGAUUCGAUACAUUUUAGUUUAUUCCUCAUGUCGUUGGCCAUGGUGGGCAACAUGAUGAAUGGCAUGACCGUGAUUAUAUUGAUUUAUAUCUUUGUAUUUACCAUUCCAAAGCUGUACGAGAAGAAUAAGGUUUAUAUCGAUACUAAAUUUAUUUGCAUGCGCAAAAAUUUGACCACAAUGAUGAACAAGUUUCGUGUGCUCACUCCCCAAUAAAUACUAGACAAGGAGGAAAAAAGUUCUGGCUGGGACAUCAAGAUUUACAUACACACGAAAUUGUUAAAUAACCUUUAUUGGGUUGCAUUUAAAUCCCAUCUCAUAACAUUGUUAUUGUUUUAAUAAAGCCACGCCAUGGGUGAUAUUCAUGUUUAAAAA